Molecule: messenger RNA, 1270 nt
Organism: Physcomitrium patens
Lineage: Eukaryota; Viridiplantae; Streptophyta; Bryopsida; Funariales; Funariaceae
Product: lysine-specific demethylase JMJ25
Biological process (GO): regulation of transcription by RNA polymerase II
Cellular component (GO): histone deacetylase complex; chromatin
Molecular function (GO): chromatin DNA binding; histone H3K9 demethylase activity; transcription coregulator activity
Source: RefSeq, a predicted model, not a curated record
AAUUUAGAAGCUUGGACUAGGAACGGGCUUCAACCUCUUUUCCCUGUCCUGCAUUGGAAAAUACAUGCUGGGGUUGAGAAAUUUAUUUGAGCCGUCCGGGUGAAAGAGUUGAUGAUUAGUGAGGUGGAGGUCAUUUUAAGUACCAAAAAUGAUGGGGAGAAGACUGCAAUCCCGAUCAGUCUUGCUCACGUGUUGGGUGUUGGGUGUUGGUAGCCUCACGAAGACGCGAUUGGCUGCUCUUGGAGCUGACGGCCCCAAAUUAGGCCCCAAAUCUUACAUUGCGAAUGGAAUGCGAGAGGAGCUUAGACGUGGCGAUUCAGUAACAAGAUUUCACUGCGACAUGACUGAUGCGGUCAAUGUGCUCUCUCAUGCAUGCGAAGCAAUAUUCAAGCCCUAUGUGAGACAAAAAAUAAAGAAACUUUGUACCAUUUAUCGAGGGACUGUCAAUGAGCAAGAAGUUGAAGCACUCGCUAGGAAGGUCUCUGCGAAAUUGAGAAAUGUUGAUAGGGACAUAGCGAUUGCAGAUGGAAACAUCUGUACACAUGCAUGGGUCAGGUUGUAAGGCGUGGUGGGUGGGUCACACUUUCUCCGAAUAAGGUGCACACAUUGAAGGGUGGAACACUGCGGCCAGUUUGCUGGGGAGGAUGUUGUGCGAAACCGCUGAGCAGCGGUUCGGACAUGGGGCGACACAAGAGCGCGGGUUUUCGUGAUCCGCCAGGUAGUCUCCUGCAAACAUCAAGCAAGCUUGAGAGGGCGUGGCGAUUUGUUCAUAGGGCACGGUCGACGGGCGGUAGUAGUCUCGUGACGCAAACUCGAGGACAUCGGCGGCAGCGGAUUAGGAUUAGGAAGUCAUCUGCUUCCACAUCCGUUGUAGUUUAGAUGGUUAGGAAGUGGAGAGGCGGAGCGGAGGUGGAGCGGAAGCAAUGGCUGCGACGUGAUUGCGAAUAGGUUUAGCUUAGCAGCGCACAAUCUUCUCUUAAUGUAGUAUUAGCAGCUAGUUACGAAUAUCAAGUUUACAGAACUAGGUCUUGACUACACCCCUGCCUCAUACAAUCAAUGUGCAAUAACCAUUUUUGCGUGAACAUGAGGCACCAAUGUCAAUAGCCAAGGGCACUGCUUCCUCGAUGACGGAGCACUGCCCCCAUACUAGUCACACCUCACCAAUCCGAAAAAAGCGAGAGUACCCUUUUUUGAUUGGUAUGGAGUAGAGUGUAAUAUUACUGGCCAGACGCCCGUGCAACCUGCUCCCUAACAUAUCAGGGAUAAUACA